Messenger RNA from Rhizoctonia solani, 3615 nucleotides. Its product is annotated as cellular morphogenesis-like protein. Bases 1 to 3615 code for a protein of 1204 amino acids. Gene Ontology annotation, biological process: carbohydrate metabolic process; protein localization to plasma membrane. The record is from RefSeq and is a predicted model, not a curated record. NCBI's taxonomy places the organism in Eukaryota, Fungi, Basidiomycota, Agaricomycetes, Cantharellales, Ceratobasidiaceae. The transcript has 18 exons. Gene Ontology annotation, molecular function: isomerase activity; carbohydrate binding.
AUGAUGUACCGACCACUGGGUGCCACUGUUGCUGCACUACUUUUACUGUGCCGUGCUGUUGAAGCUGCAUCUUUGCCGGAGGCUGAGGUUGCCAAUGCCACAGUACUUGCGGGAGCUGGGGACCCAAUGCGAGUUAUCACCCUUACUGCGCCGGACAACUCGAUCGUAGCGAAUUUCUUGUCGACUGGCGCCACGCUCAAAAAUCUCUGGGUGAAAGACAGACGCGGGAAAUUUAGAGAUAUAGUACUCGGCUACGACAAGAAGAGUUUGUACGCUUCAGAUCCAUCUCAUCCCUUUUUUGGAGGUAUCGUUGGUCGGUAUGCGAAUCGGAUUAAGAAUGGUACAUUCUCUAUUCCUAUCACGAAGAAUGCUACUGGACCAGAUGUUUAUACGAUACCUACCAAUGAGAACGGAGGGCUAGAUACGCUUCAUGGCGGGCUCGUAGGGUACGAUCGACGCAAUUGGGGCCCAAUGAAUCUCUCAAAGUCUUCAGUUACAUACCAUCUUAUUGACCCGGAUGGCACACAAGGAUUCCCUGGAACAGUCCAGGCUCUGGUGACUUAUACAUUGAUGAAGCAGGCGAAAUGGAAGAUUGAAAUGUUCGCCAACUCGACAAAGAAGACUCCGAUUUUACUUUCUUCCCAUGAACCUGGAAGCGUACCAAGAGACCAGUCCUUGGCGGAUCACGAGCUCCAAAUUGAAGCCAGCCGUGUCAUAGCUACGGACGGCAUUCUCGUUCCUACAGGAGAAUUGACAAACGUCACCGGCACUUACUUUGACUUCCGAAACGAAACAAGGUUAGGAGAUGUCAUUGAUAAAGCAGUGGGUUACUGCGGAACAGGUUGCACUGGCUUGGAUAAUGCAUGGAUAUACGACCGUUCAGCUGAGAAGACACCCGCAUUUUCGCUGUACAGCCCUAACUCUGGCAUCAAGAUGUCCGUCACAACCGACCAGCCAGCGCUUCAAGUAUACACAUGUAACGGGAUAGCUAAUAAUGGGGAUGGAAAGAAUGUGACCAUACCUCGCAAGAAGGCACACGGGGGUCCGAAGAAAUACUACCCAAACCAUUCUUGUGCUGUGAUUGAGCAGCUCGUGCUUGCGUGCUAUCCAUCGAACCCACUCGCCGCUGCUCCAGAGUUCAAACCAAAUGCACAGGAACUCUCCAAGCUAUCAUACUACGCCACCAACCGUGCUGGGAAGCUGACCAAAUUGGCUGAUGUAUUUGAGAAAAGAGCCACUGAUGAAGCCCGACGUGCCGGGUUCCUUGCUCAUCACCCUCGCCAUACUCAAACAGCUGGCCACGAUUGCAAACGCGAUCUCACCUUGUUGUCAACCGCUCUCAUAGCCUCCGUCAAGGCCUCCCUCGUUGCCCUGCCCGAUGAUCUCGAAGUCGCCGCUCGUGCCGCCAGCGUUUUCACAGCAUGGACGGCCUAUACCGAUGGAACUCUCAUUGGUGUUGAUAACGCUUUCACAAACAAUUACCUGGCCACGCUGUCUAUGUUUGCGAAACUCUGCCAAUCAAACGGUAUCAACGGGGACUCGGAGAACCGCAACAGGACGCGAAUCGUCGGCCUCGGCGCUAUAUCUGGGGCAGUCACGUCUGCAGCCUUGUUCCAUUCUCUCUCAGAAUUCCAACACCAGGUUGAUGCUAUCGUUCCGCCCAUUCUCUUCAACAUUCACUCUCAUGAGUUGGAGAGACUCAACGAGGAAUGCGAGAUCAUUGAUGCUCCGAACGGUCCAUCUUCGCCCUUUUUGACCGAGUUCCAACCUCAGCGACCGCUAGCCAACCGCAAGGCAGCGUCAAUUCACGCCCACAUUGAUGGAGAAAAAGGACCUUCCAAAUCCGACGUGCUGGACUUGUCCUUGAGGGACCUCAAGGCGCUAUUUUCCCCUUCUAAUCCUGCCCAGCUUGGUCACGUCAUGCAGGCAAUUUUCCAUCAUGUUGACAAUGCACAGCUUUGGCCGAAUGUUGAGUGGUGCUGUUGGCUUGUGGACAGGGUCACCGACUGGGCCCAGUUUCCAUAUCGCUUUGUUAUUCCCACUCGGUUAAUCGAGCUCCUUGUCAGCGUCCGCGACGAGGCUGUCCCAACGGCUCAACAUACGACCCUAGUAGCCACGAUUACAACCGUUCUCUCUUCCCCCAAGCACAUCAUCAACCUUUCCACCGGAGAAGUAGCCGCGAACUUGAUUCAAGUUGUUCUACGACGCGCAGCAAUUGACCCUAUGGAUGGCUUACUUCCUGCUUUGGUCACUUGCACUGCUGCGCUGGGAACGCAUAUAUAUUACUCGGACCAGAUCCAGGACUUGUCGGAGGAAAUCAUCAAUCGUAUCGCUAUUCGAUGCUUGGUGGCCUGUCUUGUUGGCCUAAUCAAGGCCACUGAGCUCAACAAGGGUCGUAUUACCAGCCAUGCUCACAAGGAAGAAGUUGCACCCACUGAGAAGGGCAAAUGGCGAGCGUCUGUUGAUGGAGCUGCUUCGGAUGCAGAAAAACUGGCUGUUAUCACUUCUUCGGGCCGGCGUAAUCCCAUUAGCCCCGAGUCUGGCAGGAAACGGAUUAUGCCCGUACCUUGGAGGCGUACAUUCGUACCGAGUUGCCGCCCGAGCCAUACGGCGCUCAAGACGAGUGGGCGCCAAUCUCAAUUCACGGAUGCUACCUACCGAUUCCUGAACGCAUUACACGCAUCGGCCUACACGUUGGCAAUUUCGGCCGCACUUGGGCUCUCGACCGACCCGUUGGCCGGUGCCUCUCAGGCUUCAUCAUCGCAGGCGUUAGCGCCUACUCCCAUCAACAUCGUCCCUGCUACCCCCGUGGGGACUCCAAAGCACGAGAUCCCACCACCUGUGAUAUCUGAGGAGGGCAGCAAACGAACACCUAGUACAUCCUCCGGGUACAGGCCACCGUCUCCCUCGGAUUAUGCCCAUCUUAUUAAUGUGCUCUGCGCGAUGCAUGAACGCCUGCCAGUACGGGGUCUGUUUGCUGGUGUACCCAUGUUGUUGGCUCUCGAUCAGGCGGCAUCCUCCAUUGGUGACAAUGAUGGCAACAACGCCAGAGGCAGGAAACAAGCCGCCAGGGAGGUUAUUGCUCAAGCUUGGAUUACUAUUGGGAAGAUGUGGGAAUGCCCGGAAGUUGUGAACGCGGCUGAAGCUGCACUGACAACCUUGUCGAUGUCAUCGUACAUCCCUGACCUACCUCCACCUCACGAGGAUCUCCUUCACCCACCAGAGUUGGCAGUCGAAUGGCCAGAGUUGGAGCUACCAAACUUUGGCGAAUCAUCAAACUCGAACAAACUGUUUGUUGAUCCGGAGAUUGUGCUUCAUGCCUUGGCUGCCAACGAGCGGGUUCAGAAUCUCAGCGGACUUCACCAAGAAGAAAUCCUUCGUCGUCUUGGGGCAGAAUGGACCGUGGAACUUGCACUCAAAAACAGUGUCGAGUCUACCCAAGAGAUUAUCCGUGCCGAUGCUACUUCACCAUGGAUCAAGAUAUCUCCAGCUUUGAUGCACAUUGAUAACCAUUCGCUAGCGAGCGUGUCCCGCACCUCUCGUGAUGUGGUGUCUCUGAGCUACGUCAAGCGCUGGGUCAAGGUGCCUCCAACUCCGCGUUUGGAACUUCGGUGA